GUGGAGUUUGAGCAACCGCACAUGGGAAGUUACGCUGCAUACGAAGAUGAUGAUUACAAGAGGCUAAGGGUAGUGAGCUGUUGUUCCACGUUUCUCCACACAACUCCCUAUGUAGUGUAUCUCAAAGAACCCGCAAUCAAAUCCCCUGAGACCAGAAAUCUCAAAGAGCAGCUAUCGCGAUGUUUCUACACCUUAUGGCCGCUGUCUCCAACCGCCAUGUCACUGUAUCGGAUGAAAACGAAGGACCAGUUGUCAAUAUUGCGGCUUGGAUAGGAAUGACCCUCGCAGUGAUUUUUGUUUUUAUCCGCAUUGGCUCAAAGUGGAGCGUUCUUCGAAAGUGGAAGGUUGACGAUACAAUGAUCGUGGCUGCAAUGAUACUUGCAAUUGCUCACACGACUGAAAUUUCAUUGAUGGUAGCCAACGGUUUAGGCCGACCUCAAUAUGUUCUCGACAGCGAGACUAUGAAGGCUUUUGAACAACAUGGUUACGCGUCGCAGCUUCUUUACAUUCCCUCACUGUGUCUCUCGAAACUCUCGACUCUGGUCUAUCUCCGAGCUCUUUCCCCAGAAACACCUUACGCCCUCCUGACUCGAAUCCUUAAAGUGUUUAUUGUGCUUUGGGGGAUAAGUCUUGAGCUCGUGAUCGCUUUCCAGUGUGGGCUUCCAGAUCUUUGGGCAAUAAUCUCUGGGAGAUGUUUCAAUAUGAUACCAGUCUGGAAUUCAGUCGGAGUCCUGGAUAUCCUAACUGACUUUGCUAUUAUUUUUCUCCCAGCGUACCUCGUUUGGAGCGUCCAAAUGGCUCUUAGGAAGAAAGUAUUCGUAGUUCUCAUCUUCGGAACGCGGAUCCUCAUUGCACCCCUCGUCAUCCUUCGCCUUUACUACAUAAAUACAGAUAGCUCACCCUUGUUGCCAAAUCAAACUCUGAUAUCCUACCAUGCGUACCUCGCCACAACCAUACAACUCAACCUCGCUAUCGUAGUCUCUUGCAUUCCCUUCAUGAAACCGUUCAUGGAAAAUCUAUCUACCGGAGGCUUCACCUCAACUCUAGAUCCAAUGGAUAGUUCAUUCACCCACGGCACCAAGAGCAAAUUCAGCACUUUCAUCUCAAGCCAUUCAAGCAGCAGCCGCAAACCCACCAACCCCGACAGCAUUGGCAUGGACAGUAUGCCCUCACAUCCUCCAACUCACUCGGUCCGCCCCGCUACCUCCAGGCAAUCGAGAUCAAUCCCAGACAAAGAUUAUUGCUUCGGGCUCGAAAGUACGAUCGCAAGCAGUAGCAAUCAAGGAGAUCUGGGAACGCUGAGACCGGAUAAGGUGACUAGCUAUAGCCAUAUCCGCCACGUUACACCCGAGCCGAACAGUGGAAGGAGCAGUCUCGAAAGCGAUAGGAUGAUCAUCAAGAAGAGGACUGAGUGGGAUGUGGACUACGAACCAUUUCCUGUUCUCCCAAGGCUGCCCAGAUAAGGAUGGCUCAGCAUUAGAGCUGAGAGCUGAGAAGACUUCAGCGAGUAUGACACGAUGGCAGGAGAAGCUGGGCAAAAGGGAUGCGUUGCCAUUCCUUUCUCGUUGCAGCAAGAACCAUUGCCAUUGCUAUGGUGACACCGAGUCUUAAUAGAACAUCUGUGGGCCUUUUUUUUGGAAUGGAUUUGUCACGACCAAAAAGGAGGGAGUGCCAGAUGGAGCAAGUUCACAAACUCUCCAGUGCAUUUGGCCCUGCAAGUGUUGAGGAGGAGACAGCAGUUCAGGAAGUAGGAAGGACCAAGACAGGGUUG
Messenger RNA from Hyaloscypha bicolor E, 1771 nucleotides. RefSeq lists its product as uncharacterized. Bases 180 to 1463 code for a protein of 427 amino acids. The record is from RefSeq and is a predicted model, not a curated record. The transcript is spliced from 6 exons. NCBI's taxonomy places the organism in Eukaryota, Fungi, Ascomycota, Leotiomycetes, Helotiales, Hyaloscyphaceae.